Messenger RNA from Nicotiana tabacum (common tobacco), 1376 nucleotides. Its product is annotated as epoxide hydrolase 2. The record is from RefSeq and is a predicted model, not a curated record. Gene Ontology annotation, molecular function: catalytic activity. NCBI's taxonomy places the organism in Eukaryota, Viridiplantae, Streptophyta, Magnoliopsida, Solanales, Solanaceae.
CUUAAACAUACAGUACUCCAUUUCUCAUUUGCUGGGAGCUCAAUAGUCAAAAGCCUUCUCUUUUGUUCUUCAAAUUCUAGCAAUAACCAAAAAAAAAAGCAACACACACACCAAACAUGGAGAAAAUACAGCACAAGAAUCUCACAGUAAACGGCAUAAAUAUGCACAUAGCUGAAAUUGGUGAAGGCCAAUCUGCAAUUCUAUUCCUCCAUGGAUUCCCUGAGCUCUGGUACACAUGGCGCCAUCAAUUGCUUGCUCUUUCAUCCAAAGGUUACCGUGCAAUAGCUCCUGACCUACGUGGCUAUGGCGACACGGAUGCGCCUCCUUCUCCUUCUAGUUAUACAGUAUUUCAUAUCGUUGGUGACCUUAUUGCCCUUCUUGAUACUUUGCGUCUCGAUCAGGUGUUCCUUGUUGGACAUGACUGGGGUGCUAUUAUAGCUUGGCACUUAUGCCUUCUUCGACCUGAUAGGAUCAAGGCUCUGGUUAACAUGAGCGUCGUCUUCCACCCUAGGCAUCCGAAGAGAAAGCCUAUUGAAUCUAUGCGUGCUGUUCUCGGGGAUGAUUACUAUAUUUGCAGAUUUCAGGAAUACGGACAGGUGGAAGAGGAGUUUGCUCGUGUUGAUACUGCAAGACUAAUUGCAAAGUUUUUAAUAUCUCGUAAUCCAGCUCCCCUUCGUGUAUCUAAAGAGAAAGGAUUUGGGGGUUCAAGUCAUACUCCAAUCAAAUUGCCCUCUUGGUUGUCGGAAGAGGAUAUCAAUUACUAUGCAAACAAAUUCAGCCAGAAAGGUUUUACUGGUGGAUUAAACUAUUAUCGCGCAAUGGACCUAAACUGGGAGCUGACUGCACCAUGGACAGGGCAGCAAAUAAAGGUCCCGGUUAAGUUUAUCGUGGGGGAUCUUGAUCUUACGUACAAUACGCCCGGGGUGAAGGAAUAUAUCCACAAAGGUGGAUUCCAAAAAAUGGUGCCAUUUUUGCAGGAAGUAGUUAUCAUGGAAGGAGUUGGACACUUCAUCAACGAAGAAAAACCAGAAGAAAUUAACGGCCACAUUUAUGACUUUUUCCAGAAGUUCUGAUUUGUCAUUUUAUGACGGGUGCAGAUAGAUCCGGUGACGUCCCUCCCUAGUAGGGUGUGUGUCCCAGUUGUCGGUUGUUGCACAUCACUUCUUCGGAGUAGCUGUUCAGAAGUUAAUAGGUACCGAAAUGUAUGUUAUAGUUAUUUUAGGUACAGUGGGGCCCUGUCCGACCAAGUAAUGUACUAUGUUUUAGCACUCUUUGAGGCUUGAAAACUAGAGUUUGGUUGUAUGUAAAAGGAUUGGUUAUGACUUUGUUGGGUACAAUUGUCAAUAUAUAUAAAAAUGUCAAUAUUUCUUUUGCAA